Messenger RNA from Saccharomyces mikatae IFO 1815, 1467 nucleotides. RefSeq names its product Rab GTPase-activating protein MSB4 (gene MSB4). NCBI's taxonomy places the organism in Eukaryota, Fungi, Ascomycota, Saccharomycetes, Saccharomycetales, Saccharomycetaceae. The coding region runs from base 1 to 1467 and encodes 488 amino acids. The transcript has a single exon. The record is from RefSeq and is a predicted model, not a curated record.
AUGAUAAUGUCUUCAAAUAUGUCAGCUAGAGCUACCUUAGUAACAAACGAAAGGGUUAUUAAUGCAGCUUCUUCAUUCAACGAAGAUGAUGCCAACUAUAGUGUUCUUGAUUUAUACGAUGACGACGAUGGAGAUGACAAUAGUUCUUUACCAGAACAGAAAGAAAUACUGACAACGCGUGAGCUGGAAAAGGCAAAGGCGUUUACUAGCUUGAUCAUGGCAGAUCCUGCGAAUUUUGAUAGAUAUGGAUUUAGCAAAAAAGGCUAUUUCGUCAGUCAGGAAGAAUAUGACAAAUGGUGGGGUGAAUACAGUAGGUACAGUGAGAGAAGAAAAAAAAAAUGGGAGAACCUUUUGUUUAAGAAUAGAAUUGAGGUCCAUAAUGACAAUCCUCUGGCAUACCCCGCAAGGAACGAAGAAUUGACUAAAUUUGUAAGAAAAGGUAUACCGGCGGAAUGGAGAGGAAAUGCAUGGUGGCAUUUUGCUGGUGGGCAACAACAAUUAGACGCUAAUAUUGGAGUUUACGAUAGAUUAAAAAGUGACUGCCGCAAAGGUGCUGUAUCUGGCAAAGAUAUGGAAGCCAUAGAAAGAGAUCUUUAUCGAACUUUCCCUGAUAAUAUACAUUUUCAUAAAGAAUCUUUUCAAAGUGGAGAACCUGCAAUGAUCCAGUCAUUACGUCGAGUGUUGAUGGCUUUCUCUGUUUAUGAUAGGGCUAUUGGAUACUGCCAAUCGAUGAAUUUUCUAGUCGGUUUGCUGUUGUUGUUUAUGGAGGAAGAGAAAACAUUCUGGAUGUUGGUUAUAAUUACUGGCAAGUAUUUACCUGGCGUGUAUAAAUCUGAUUUAGAGGGUGCAAACAUAGACCAGGGCGUGUUGGUGUUAUGCAUUAAGGAAUAUUUACCUGAGAUAUGGUCACACAUUGAGUCAUCGUAUAUGAACGGCAAUGGUAGUACUAACCAAGUUUCGGGGCCAAGAUCGGGGGAGCAGUACCUUUCCAGGUUGCCUACGUUGACCUUAUGUACAGCAAGUUGGUUUAUGAGCUGUUUCGUGGGUGUGGUGCCCAUUGAAACGACACUGAGAAUAUGGGACUGUUUAUUUUAUGAAGAGUCUCAUUUCUUGUUUAAGGUAGCGUUGGGGAUACUAAAAUUGAGCGAAAGCGAGUUUUUGGAGAGCAAAAGCCAAAAACUGUUUAGGCAGUACUCUUCUUAUACGUUUGGCGGUAAUAGCGACCCUGUCUCAACUUUCAAAAAACUGAAGAACAAGAUUAAGACGCAGGAGGAGGCAGAUAUGGAGAUUUUGCAAGUGAUUCAAAACUUUCCAAAACGAUUGCUGAAUCCCAAUGAUAUCUUCGAAAAAGUGCUGAUGAAGAAGAAAGUUGCGUUAAACAGUAUUACCCAAGAAAAGAUUGAUCAAGGGAGGGAAUAUGUGGCGAUGACGAGGAGCAGACAACGUGCAACUAGCCGCCCAAAGUAG